GAAACAGAGAGAAAGCUUGGACGCCUCUCAGCUUCGCCGAACAUCACGGUGGCUAUAAAACACAGCAAGACGAAAGAAAAAAAAAACAAAAAAACGUUUACAUGGUCAACCACUAACAAAACAAAAAAAACAAAAAAAAAACUAACUUUCUCUCUCUUUUGGCGCUUUGAUUUUUUUUUUCUGCUUCCUCAGGCGGCGAAAUGUCAACGGCCACCGGCGCUAACCCAUUGGCCGUUGCACCAAUCACGCGCCGCCGCAUCGGAGACUCUCUAGAAACCACAACCACCUCCGAACGUCCCUCCAUUUCCUCAGAUUACUCCAACAUAGUCACCAUCUCAUCGCCGGACUUGGACGACGCCGCCGCAACCGUCGGAACGAACGGCGCGUGCUCCUCACCUUCCUCCUCCUCCUCCUCCCAUCACCACCACUACCACCACCACCACCACCCCACGAUUCGGUACCUUCUCCGCGGAGGCGGGAAACUGAAACUGCCGUCGUUCGUGUGCUGCGAGGGUGGCGGAGGAGGAGGAGGAUCGACGACGGUUGGGUUCUUCAGGAGGAACGUGGGGCGUCGGAUCUUGGGGCUCCUCAUGGUUCUCGUCGUCGCUUCUCUCUUUAUCAGAGUCUCGCUGAUGAGUGGACACGUCAUCAUGCACCGGAGGGAUUUGAACGAGCUCGUGGUCGUUAGGGCGUUACAUGAUGAUUGGUCCAUGGCUCAGCGCGCCGUGACGGAGAACGUUGCUUCUCCGAAGCUUCCCAUUCCUGAGAUAUGGCAGAAACCUGAAAGUGGAAACUAUCGCCGGUGUGCGUCACGUCCCAAGAACCGUUCAAGAUUACGUAGGAAAACCAAUGGUUAUCUUCUAGUACACGCUAAUGGAGGAUUGAAUCAGAUGAGAACCGGAAUAUGUGACAUGGUAGCUGCAGCAAAGAUCAUGAACGCCACACUCGUCCUUCCUCUCCUCGACCACGAAUCUUUCUGGACAGACCCCAGCACAUUCAAAGACAUAUUCGACUGGAGACACUUCAUGAACGUGUUAAAAUCCGACGUGGACAUCACCGAGUACUUACCACCUCGCUAUGCAGCCAUGAGACCUCUCCUCAAAGCCCCCGUCUCCUGGUCCAAGUCCAGCUACUACAGAACCGAGAUGCUACCACUCUUGAAAAAACACAAAGUAAUAAAGUUCACGCACACCGACUCCCGCCUCGCCAACAACGGCCUCCCGCCGUCGAUCCAACGCCUCAGAUGCCGCGCUAACUACCAGGCACUGGCCUACUCCGAGGAGAUACAAGAGCUCGGUGAAGUCCUCGUGAACCGUCUAAGAAACAACACAAAACAACCCUUCGUCGCUCUACACCUGAGGUACGAGAAAGACAUGCUCGCGUUCACGGGAUGCAGCCACAACCUCACGGGCGGGGAAGCCGAGGAGCUGAGGAUCAUGAGGUACAACGUGAAGCACUGGAAGGAGAAAGAGAUCGACAGCGGGGAGAGGCGUGUCCAGGGAGGCUGUCCCAUGUCUCCUCGUGAAGCUGCCGUGUUUCUCAAGGCAAUGGGGUAUCCUUCUUCCACGACUGUGUACAUAGUCGCCGGCGAGAUCUACGGAGGUAACAGUAUGGAUGCUUUUAGAGAAGAGUACCCUAACGUGUUCUCUCACUCGACGUUGGCGAGGGAAGAGGAGCUGGAGCGUUUUAAGGCGUACCAGAACCGUUUGGCUGCGUUGGAUUACAUCGUGGCGUUGGAGAGCGAUGUGUUCGUGUAUACGUAUGAUGGGAACAUGGCUAAGGCUGUGCAAGGGCAUAGGAGGUUCGAAGGGUUUAAGAAGACUAUCAAUCCAGACAGGUUGAAUUUUGUGAAACUGAUAGAUCGUUUAGACGAAGGUGUGAUGUCAUGGGAAGAGUUUUCGUCAGAGGUGAAGAGGUUACAUGGAGAGAGGAUUGGAGCUCCUUACGCAAGACUUCCCGGUGAGUUCCCACGGCUAGAGGAGAAUUUCUAUGCAAACCCACAGCCAGAUUGUAUCUGUGACAAGUCUCAUCAGACGAAGUAAAUGUGGAAACCAAGUGUAAGAACAGGCUCGGAUAGAUGGAAGGAGAGUGUUUGAUGUGAAGAUAUAGAAGAAGUAAAAGAAACACGUGAACAGAGACAACAACACAACACACUGUUGAAAAACUUUUGUAGCCUUCCUUUUUGUACAAUAUAGGAGACAGUUGGUUGGAAGAUGGAUACAAAUCUGUAGAAUGGGAUUCCACUAUAUACAUGAGUAUGAAAGAUAUAGCAUUCUUUUUUAUAUCUGUUUGGUGUCUCUUAAGACCAGCUGAUUAGAGAUCUCAAGAGUUUAAACCAAUAGAGAUAGAGAGAUAUAUGAUUGAAGG
Raphanus sativus (radish) is the source of this 2367-nucleotide messenger RNA. RefSeq names its product O-fucosyltransferase 19. The coding region runs from base 201 to 2042 and encodes 613 amino acids. NCBI's taxonomy places the organism in Eukaryota, Viridiplantae, Streptophyta, Magnoliopsida, Brassicales, Brassicaceae. The record is from RefSeq and is a predicted model, not a curated record. The transcript is spliced from 5 exons. Gene Ontology annotation, cellular component: cytoplasm.